This is a messenger RNA of Haemonchus placei, 657 nucleotides long. The record is from the annotation of a GenBank genome assembly. NCBI's taxonomy places the organism in Eukaryota, Metazoa, Nematoda, Chromadorea, Rhabditida, Trichostrongylidae.
UACUUUCAUCUCACGCGAUCCAUAAAUAUGGACAAUGACAGGAAGGAAGAUUUUGUGAGACGACAGAAAGCAGCCUUCGAACCUCUGAAAGAGCGAACCGAGAACAGCAUCACUCACGAGAACGCAAACUGCAAUUCAGUUAUAGCUCCACUCGAAAGUCCCGAAUUCUACGAAGAACUCAAAACGAAGCCUACGACCUACUACAAAGACAUGAAGGAGCUGCCCGAUUGCGCAGCUAGAAAGUACAUCCCAGAUAUUGCACGACGGUACAUUGAAUUGGAACGCCGUAUUAAAGUGUUAGAAUCAACGUUAUGGGCUUUGCCGAGAGAAGAUAGAAGUCUUGAGGAAGACAGGUUUGAAAUACUAACGGAACUACUAGACAAGGCGUGCCAAGGAUUUGAAAUCUGGGAUGAGCAUGUGGAGCGGAACAUCAAGUAUGGCCAUCGCGUCGUGCUUGAAGCCAGACUACUGCAUUUGAUCGAAUCCAAAUUCAACAUCAUCGAGGAAAUAUGCGCCAAAUUCGACAAGCUGAAGGGAGAUCAACAUGGGGUAAACAACGAACGAGAGUUUCUCCGCUAUGAAAUUCGACACUGCGAUCUGAUGUUUACAGAAAUUCAUGAAAGUUUCCUCAAAUCAUACUUGGAUUUGGAAUGGUAG